Anoplophora glabripennis (Asian longhorned beetle) is the source of this 3904-nucleotide messenger RNA. RefSeq names its product ubiquitin carboxyl-terminal hydrolase 31 (gene Usp15-31). Gene Ontology annotation, biological process: protein deubiquitination. Gene Ontology annotation, molecular function: cysteine-type deubiquitinase activity. Bases 179 to 3151 code for a protein of 990 amino acids. The transcript is spliced from 9 exons. The record is from RefSeq and is a predicted model, not a curated record. Lineage: Eukaryota; Metazoa; Arthropoda; Insecta; Coleoptera; Cerambycidae.
UAGCUCAAACCGCAGUAGUCCGUGCGUUCUUUUGCUUCAGUUUGCCAUUUAUGUUUUGUGUAGUUUGCCAACCUUUUUGACAAAUGGCCGAUUUUGACAAGUAAACUAGUGCGUCAAAGCGGUGCGAAGGAUACUACCUGCGGCUGCGAUGAUCAGGCGUUGAAAAUAAUGUGGUGUGAUGUGCGACAGUGGUGAAGUUAUCAUAAUAAAGUCGAAAUCAGCAGGAAUACUCUACAACAACGAAAUGACACUUAUCCCCGAGACAAACGUCCAAAGUAACGAGCACUCAAAAUUGAAACGGACCUUUACAUUGCCUAGGAAUCCGUUCGGUUCGACGAGGAUGUCGAAGCGGAGACCGAAAACGAAAGAAAGCGACACGGAUUUGAAAAUAGUCACAAACGAAGCCGACAUGAAUAAUAAGAAAGUGUUCAGGCGGCCCUCCAUACGAAAGUUCAUCAACAAAAUAGCACAGCAUAUUGGGGGAGUGCCGGGUAUCAAUCAGACUAUGGAAAACAACAGGGUGCCCCCUGUGGGUUUACAGACUUGGGGGCCCGACGACACGCCGGGCGUCACGGGGCUGAAAAACCACGGGAAUACUUGCUUUAUAAACGCGGUUUUACAGUGUAUUUCUCACACCGAUGUGCUAGCAGAAUAUUUUGUUUUAGACAGGUAUAAGGUGGACUUGUCGCGUAGGAACAAACUCAACUCCAAGAAAUUUGGGACCAGGGGGGAAGUCACCGAACAGCUGGCUCUCCUAUUGAAGGCCCUUUGGGCUUGUCAAUACAACCCUGAAAUGAGCACAGCUUUCAAGCAGGUCGUCGAGAGACACGGCACCCAGUACAAAGGGACCCAGCAACACGAUGCCUUAGAAUUCCUGCAGUGGUUGCUCGAUAAGGUCCACGAGGACCUUAACACUGCUUCGAAGAAGAAGUUCAAGUCUAUAAAGACCUCAGGGAGACCCGAUGAAGUGAUAGCGGCGGAGACGCUGGAGAACUACAAGCGAUGCAACAACUCCUUCAUACAGGGUGUUUUCCAGGCGCAGUACAGAUCGUCCCUCAGCUGUUCGAGGUGUCGUACCCAGUCUAACACCUUCGACCCUUUCCAGUGCAUUUCGGUACAGCUUCCGCAGUUCCACAAGCAUUCGAUUUAUGUUACCGUGUUGUACACAUCCCAGCAGCCCAGGCAGGUGCAGAUCGGCUUGAACCUCUCAUCGAGCGCCACGGUGUCCGAGCUACGUGAUAUUCUAGAGUCUGAUACCUCGAUCGAACGUGCCAACAUGCUCAUUACCGAGAUAGGCGACUCGGGCUUCCUGAGGACCUUCACCGAUGCCCAACCCGUCAGCAUCAUAACCGAGAUCGAUCCGAUAUACUGCAUAGAAGUCGCCCAGCUCAAGGACGUGCAGGAGGAGUCCACCAGCGCCUACGUGCUCCUGUGCUGGAUCAACGUGCUGGUGGACGAUAACGAUUGCCAAAGAUUCGGAAGCCCGUAUACUAUGCAAGUAUCGAGGGAAACUUCUUACGAAGAUUUGCAGAAGCUGGUACUGAAAGAAAUGGCUCCAAUUCUACACGAUGAUGUCUUAACAUCGUCCCAAUACAGGGGGGUGUUCAAAAUGAGAAUUUCGGACCCCGCCUGGAACGACAACGAGCCCCCCUGCUACCUGGAACCGGAACUGGAACAUCCCCUGUUCAUGGAGGCAGUCGAUCAGGCCCUAGCGCUCUGUAGCGAAGAUGGGGGUCCUCCACACGUCAAGCUCGUCCUCGAGUGGACGUCCGAGUCUAAGGUGUCCAUAAUCGCCGACGACAACGACUUGGUGGAGGAACAUUCCAGCGUGAAGAUGCUCCGGGCCCAGGCGCUUCAUGGUGGUGCUCCUUUGACAUUGGAAGAAUGUCUGCGGGAUUACACCGAAGCGGAAACCCUGACGGACGCGUGGCGGUGCCCCCACUGCCAGCAGUACCAGCCGGUCGUCAAGACCCUGGACGUUUGGUCUCUCCCCGACAUCCUCAUCGUGCACUUCAAGCGGUUCAGGCAUUUUGCCAAUUUCAGACACGGUCUGCGCGGCGGCAAUAGCGCCAAGCUCACCACCAUGGUGGACUUCCCCAUGUACGGCUUCGACAUGACGCCUCACUUGGCCAACAAGAGGAACACCCUGAACAGGAACGAAUCGUUGCCCGAUAACGAGGGCUCAGUCAUCAUAAACAAUGGGUGGUCGCCGUGGAGGAGGGCGAGGAAGCAGUCGAAUUCCAGCGAUAACAUGUACGACUUGUACGCUGUCUGCUACCAUCACGGUACGGAUCUAGAAACGGGUCAUUACACUGCCGCCUGCAAGAACCCCUACGAUGGGCAGUGGUACCUGUAUGACGAUGCCAAAGUGGUCAAUCUCAGCAAGCAGUCCAACGAUAUAGGUUCGCUGCUUGUGAACAACAGCGCCUAUAUCUUAUUCUACCAGAAGAGGAACGGCAUCUACGUAGGGUCGAGCUCAAAUUCCAGCAGCGCGGCGAGUACCAGCUCGGUGGGGUCGUGUCAGGACCACUGGGUGUCGCGGAUGCCGCGGUUCGUCCCUCCAAAGUACGCCGUCAAACAAAGCGAGGCCAAACCCGUAACCAAAGAGGAUAUCUUCGAGGAGAGACAGCACCACGUCGACGUCAACGAGGACGACGAGGAAAGGUCCAAGGCCGCCGAGGAGGUGGCGUUACGGAAUUCCCAGAACACCCUCCACAGCAGCUGUAACAGCGUUCGUAAGUCGCUGGAGACCAAAUCGACCAACACCGAGGUAGCUAGGAAUUCUCCCAGUUUGUCCCAGUUGAGCGUCAACAGUAACCACACGCCCGUCGAGCCGAGGAAACAAGUCUACACCACCAGUAUCUAUAUUAACUCGACGGGGAAUUUGAACGUGGAGUCGUCGAGUAAUAAAUCGCCCGUUCUCAGUUUGCAUAGGGUGAACGGGGUGGCGCAGGACGAGCCGGACGUCCCUUUGAGGGAGAACUGCACGGAUAAGAAGAAAGACGUCGUUUAUACUACCACGGCCGCGAUACACAGGCAUUCGGAUAGCGGUUACCCAGCGAAGAUGACUGAACAGCCGUUACGGAGUCAAUUGAAUUUCAUGUCGCCUCAGCCCACGAGGAAGCUGCACCCCUUACCGCAAUCCAUGUAAGCGUAAGAAAACUUCUAGUUCUAAGGAGAAAAGAAGCAGAUGUAUUUAUGUAAAUAUUUAUUUAAGCACAUGAAGUAGUUUUAAUAGAGUUACACCGUUGCCUUGUAGCAAUACAUACAAGAACUCCUGUUUUAUCGAUGUAAUCUUAUGAAUUUGGGUUUUUUAAAUUAUUAUUUAAUUAAAAGUGUUUUGUUUAUAAUAUUUUAUGGAUUAGUUGUUUUUGUUUUGAAAUAUUUUAUAGUACCGUGUGCAGAUUUUAUUUACUAUUAAGUAAUUCCUUGUUUGUUUAUGGACACUCCCCAGAAUAUUACUAAGCCAAUGCGUAGGGUGUAAGUUGAACACUGAUGGUGAUAUUAAUAAUAAUUACGAUAAUAUUUAUUCUAAAUAGACCGUUUUUUUCUUAUAUUUGUUUUUUUUUCUGUUUUAUAUGUUACAGUUUUAUUAUUAAUGUUCAAUUAAAAGCGAGCUUGCAAGGGCGAUUAGGCUAAAAAAAUUGUACGCUGUUCAAAACGGGGAACGUCAACGACGUUCCACUUUAGGUUGUAAAAAUUUAUAUCAUGUAACGAGAAUUUGCUAGUCUUGCAAAAUUUAUGGUAUGAACGUUUUCUAUAUGUCUUUAUAUAAAAAAUUAUAUAUCUUUCAAUUUGUGUAUAUCCAGUAGCGUAGUAACAUUGUAACAUGUAAAACGUGCCUUAUAUAACUAUAUUUGAAUUUUUGUUUACAUCACCAGAUCAAUAAAGAUUGUGUAUAAAA